This is a messenger RNA of Aspergillus tanneri, 1533 nucleotides long. It is a transcript of the gene UTR1, whose product is annotated as putative NAD+ kinase Utr1. Lineage: Eukaryota; Fungi; Ascomycota; Eurotiomycetes; Eurotiales; Aspergillaceae. Gene Ontology annotation, molecular function: NAD+ kinase activity. The transcript has 2 exons. Gene Ontology annotation, biological process: NAD+ metabolic process; NADP+ biosynthetic process. The record is from RefSeq and is a predicted model, not a curated record. The coding region runs from base 1 to 1533 and encodes 510 amino acids.
AUGAAAGCCCUUGCAUCCCGACCGUCCGGAGGACAGAAUCACAACUCCAACGCGCCGCUGGCGGCCUCCUUGGGGAUUUUAAGCCCCAGCACCUCGUCCACCCCCCCAGAAGAAUCGGAACGUCAUUGCGACAAUCCCUCGUCGCGGAAGCUCUCUGCGGCGCUUUCCAGUUUGCAACUCGGUACCUACCUGGACCGUUUGCCAUCCACUGCACGACUAGUGAUGCAAUCGCCUUGUUUCUUUCACCAGCGGUUUGACGACGCUGUAAAUAUCCAGAAGGUCCUCGAAGAAAUCGCAGAUGACGAGUGGUUGUCCCAUUCGCGGUUAGUCCAGACCGCGACGGGUGUUCGAGAGGUAUCGAAACAAUUGCAACGUCGGCCUAUCAAACGGGCGGUGAAAAAUGUCAUGAUUGUGACCAAGGCGCGAGACAAUAGUCUGAUACAUUUAACACGUGAAUUGGCGGAAUGGCUUCUCUCGACACCCCGAUAUGGGAACGCUACUGGCGUCAAUGUGUACGUGGAUGCGAAGCUACGCAACUCGAAGAGGUUUGAUGCCCAGGGGCUAAUCAAGAACGAACCUCGAUUUGAGGAGAUGCUACGAUACUGGACGCCUGAUCUCUGCUGGACUUCGCCGGAGAUGUUUGAUCUUGUCCUCACACUCGGUGGAGACGGGACUGUCCUAUUCACUUCGUGGCUCUUCCAGCGCGUCGUUCCUCCCAUCCUCAGUUUCUCUCUGGGAAGCCUAGGAUUUUUAACCAAUUUUGAGUUCCACAACUACAAAGAGCAUUUGAAUGCGGUCAUGGGUGAUGUCGGUAUGCGCGUCAACCUUCGCAUGCGAUUUACAUGCACUGUGUUCCGCAAGGACCGCAGCAAGGGCGCGGAGGCCGACGCAGUGGAGGAGGGGGAGCAGUUUGAGGUUCUAAACGAACUUGUUAUUGAUCGGGGGCCAUCGCCUUACGUGUCGAACCUGGAGUUGUACGCGGAUAAUGACCUUCUGACAGUUGUUCAGGCCGAUGGAUGCAUUUUCUCCACACCCACCGGGUCCACGGCUUACUCCCUGUCCGCCGGCGGCUCCCUAAUCCAUCCUUCCAUUCCCGGAAUCCUCCUAACUCCUAUCUGUCCUCACACACUCUCUUUCCGUCCGAUGGUUCUAUCAGAUACUCUGCUACUCCGCAUUGCCGUUCCGGCGGGAUCCCGCUCGACAGCGUACUGUUCGUUUGACGGCAAGGGACGCGUCAAACUUCACCAAGGAGACUAUGUCACUGUCGAAGCCAGCCAAUACCCAUUCCCGACCGUGGUUUCUGGGAGUGGGGAGUGGUUCCAUAGCGUUCAGCGUGCAUUGCGAUGGAAUACGCGCGGAGCGGUGCAGAAAAGUUGGCAUCGUGGGUCCGAGGUCGGUGCAGGCCCGACCGACGAAGAAAAUGAUGACGAAGAAUGGGAUAUCGAUACCGAUGCUGGGUUAACCGGUACUGAUAGUGGGUUGGGACCUAGUGAGGAUGGCGAUGCGGGAUCUAUCAGCCCGAUUAAACGAUAA